This is a messenger RNA of Daphnia pulicaria, 2169 nucleotides long. RefSeq names its product cuticle collagen bli-1-like. Lineage: Eukaryota; Metazoa; Arthropoda; Branchiopoda; Diplostraca; Daphniidae. The transcript has 6 exons. The record is from RefSeq and is a predicted model, not a curated record. Bases 933 to 1898 code for a protein of 321 amino acids.
CACACUGUCGGGCCACACAGUAGCUCAUGCAUGUUUAAAGCUAAGCUAGUUGAGACUGAUUCGGGUUUUCGUAUUCCUCGGCUAUCAAAAGGAACAGUAAUAGGAAUAGUUCGAGUUACAAGGGUUUUUAGAAGCGAUCGAUAUUGUCGUCAACCCUAGCGCAAAGUUUGAGUGUCGACUAGUGAAUUGUAGAAAACUCUUCGUCUGCAAUAUUUACCGCCAAACUAUCUCAGUCAAACAUUUUGAUUUUAAAUGUAUUUAACAUUUUACGACUGUACAGUGCUGGACCCAAUAACAUUUUGAGGCCGUAAAAAAAAUAAAAAUUGAAGAGAUGGUGGUAACCUUUUGAUACGACAGUUAUCAAAUGGGCUCAGCACUAGGCGGAAACAAACAAGUCCUUAUUCGGACAUGUGUGGUUCUUUCUGAUUUCGGGAGCCUGGAUUGUAUAUAUCUUUCGAAAACAUCGUUCAAGAUUUGUUUCACAACUUUCGGCGGCAGGCCUGACGGAUAGAUUCCAGAUAUUUCACACCAUACAGAGUCUGGUCAAGUAUUCGAAUCUCAAGGCCGGACGUGUAACAUUAGUUUCGAUGAUAAACAACACCCAAGAGCGUGAAAAGGGCCAAACUCCGGGAGCGGUCAAAUAGUUCAGUUCAACCCAUCUCCAGAGUGCAACAAUUCUUAUAUAAGUAUAUUUACAGUUAGUCGUUUUUUAAAGGUUAUCGAAAGAGCAAAGACAAACUAAUGCCCCCGGCCGACGACCAUUUUGUUUUUCUCUUUUUGAAUACUUCCGUUUCCUCUAGGCAAAAUAGGACUAGAGAUUUCAGAUGAAUCGAUCUUUCUUUUAGGCUUACAUCUUUGUGGCCUUUUCAAAAUUAUAAAAAGCCACUGCCUAUGAUGGAAAGUAAUUCAGUAGCCGAUCGGCAGUAGUAACCAUGAAGUGGUUCCUAAUUUUGUGUUGCGUGACUUUGGCAGCUUGCGCCAAUUACCCUGCCAGGUCUCCCUGUCAGAGACAGAAUCUCGAUCUUGUGCGCCAGAAUGCCGACAAUUUGCUCUACCUGGAAUACAUGAGGAAACAGGCCCAGGGCGACGACGAAUGGCAAGUCUUUGCAGGCACCGACGAGUACCAGGAACGCCUGAACGAAUUGCGUUCAGUUAACAUGGAAUGCGGAAUGGUCGAAUCUCCGUGCGCGGAGGCUAGUUGCGGAUCUAGCUGCGGCAGCGGCUGUGAGCUGUACGCAGACAAAAUCGCCUCUUUCCAGGCGGAGUUGAGACGACAGAAGAUGAUGAUUCAGCGUCUCUAUUCGCAGAUCCUCACUGUUUCGCAAACCAGCAGCUCCUGUGGAAGCGCAUGCGAAUCUCCGUGCGAAAGUCGUUGUCCUCCUGCACCUGCUCCUUGCGAAAAUCGUUGCCCCGCUCCGAGAUGCGAAUCUUCCUGCUCUAGUUACCCAGGACCUCGAGGACCUCCUGGACCACCAGGACCUGCGGCUUGCAAUUCUCCAUCUGAAAUGGGACCAAGAGGCCCACCUGGUCCACCUGGACUCGACGGACGUCCUGGCCGUAACGGAAAGGAUGGCGAGCCAGGCUCUUGCUCUUGCAACGACGGUGAGCCGGGAACUCCUGGUAUUCCUGGCAAACCAGGCGUUGACGGCCCCAAAGGUCCUCCAGGUGAGCCGGGAAUUCCAGCCAUGCCAGCUCUUCCAGCUCCUUGCGCACAACCUCCAUGCCAAAUGGCAAUGCAAGUUCCAAUUCCUCAAGUCCCAGUGAGCUGCUGCGGUGGGACAUUGAACUGCAACUCUCCGUGCCCUUACCCUUGCGCAUCGCCACCGUGUUACUAUCCACCACAGCAAGCCCCUUGCGCCACUGGCGGUUGCGGAGGAGGAUACCCAUGGAAAGGUUAAUUUAGCAACAAGUAACAUGCCAGCGUUCAGCAGUAUAAUCUAGUUUGCAGUUAUUUGAUUUCUCAUAGUGGGCAGUGAGGGAUAACAUUGAAAGAAAAAAAGCAUUAGACAAUUAGCCAAAAAGCUGUACAACAAAAAGAAAAAAGAAGUUUGAUUUCACAGUUCAUUUAAAAAAGUUAAACCAUGAAUUUUCUUUUCAUCCUAUGUAGCUUAUUCACCAUCUUUUGUAGCCAACCUCAUUUUCUGUAAGAAUACACACAGUUUUUUUUUU